AUGGACUCCACUGUGAAGCAUGCUGUGGUUGUGAAAGUUAUGGGUCGGACUGGAUCUCGUGGGCAGGUGACUCAAGUAAGAGUCAAGUUUUUGGAUGACCAGAAUCGGUUCAUCAUGAGGAACGUGAAGGGACCAGUGAGGGAGGGGGAUAUCCUUACCUUGCUCGAGUCUGAGAGGGAAGCUAGAAGGUUGCGUUGAUCGGAGAUGCUCUCGUUUGUUGAUGCUUGAACUUCAAAGUUUUGGUUACUUGCAAGCAACUGUUAAUUACUUUUUAAGUUUAUCAGUAGCAUCGUAGACUUGAUUGUUGUGAUGAGAUUUCUUUGUGGAAUCUUUCGGAACUUCUAUGUAGGUUUUGUUUGAACAAGUAACAAAUAUUCCUGCUUGCUGUGUCAAA
Molecule: messenger RNA, 394 nt
Organism: Prunus mume (Japanese apricot)
Lineage: Eukaryota; Viridiplantae; Streptophyta; Magnoliopsida; Rosales; Rosaceae
Product: small ribosomal subunit protein eS28
Biological process (GO): maturation of SSU-rRNA; translation; ribosomal small subunit assembly
Cellular component (GO): cytosolic small ribosomal subunit; ribosome
Molecular function (GO): structural constituent of ribosome
Source: RefSeq, a predicted model, not a curated record